Molecule: messenger RNA, 681 nt
Organism: Macadamia integrifolia
Lineage: Eukaryota; Viridiplantae; Streptophyta; Magnoliopsida; Proteales; Proteaceae
Exons: 4
Coding region: 1-681 (226 amino acids)
Source: RefSeq, a predicted model, not a curated record
AUGUCAACUUCAAAACAAACAGUUAAUGAGACUGCAAAAUGGAGCCAAGCAAAUGUAGACACCCUUAUUGUUUUGAUGUUGAAGAACAAAGUGAACAAACUGAGGCAGGAUUAUAGUCAGUUUAAGAAGCUAUUUGAGACAACUGGUUUUGGUUCGGAUGCUGCUUCAAGAACUUGUACUGUUGAUGAUGAAUCCAUCUGGGAAUCGCAUAUUAAGGAUAACCCUAUUUGGGCACGAUUUAAGAAGUAUGGACUACCACAAUGGCCAGAACUAUGUAUGGUAUUUGGUGAUACAUAUGCAGACGGCGAAGGAAGUGGGACUCAAACAACCAUGUUGGAAACUUUGGGGGCCGAUGAUGAUAGGAAUAUGAUUGAAUCUUGUGAUGAGUCAAGUUCCGCUGAUGAAGUUACUCCAUUAGGUGACACUCAAACUGAAGCAAUUCAAGAUAUGAGUAAAUCAAGGGUAGAACGAGAUGCAAGCAUGUCCACUGCUUCAACCCAAAAUGCAGAACAGAUGUACGGGAUUACUAGGGCCAUGGAGGUGCUUGAGUCAGGAUAUGAGUUAGAUGAAGCACUAUAUGAGAAAGCACUUCGGAAGUUAAUGGCUGACCCGCAAUGGAGAGAAGCAUUAAUUUCAUGCCCUCCUCAUCGGAAGUCAAUACUCCUUCGUACCCUUCAGUAG